CAACACUCGACUCACGGCAGCAACAACACACACCAUGUCAAACUACGAGAUGGAGGACUCUCCUGCGCCGGACAGCAAAGGCGAGGAUUCGAAGAAGAUCAGCUUCCGCUUUUGUCGCGAGUGCUCCAACAUGCUCUACCCAAAGGAGGAUCGCCUUACCAACCAGCUCAUGUUCGCAUGCCGCACGUGCCAGUUCAGCGAACCCGCGACGGCGUCUUGCAUCUGGCGCAAUUCUCUCAAAGAGGAUGUUCAAGAGACGGCGGGAAAUGUAGACGACGUGGCGCAAGAUCCUACGGUGGGUAACUCUAAUGACUCUUCCGACUACGACGAUAUCAUGGAGGAUAGCACCGAGCUAGAGGAUGUCGAGGGCGAAGACAUUGUUCCUGGACUUUGUACGUUGUGUGGCCAGGAGAUACUGUGUCCAAUAUGUGAAAAGCCGACAGAUGGCGGUACCGCGCUCGAGGUCGACGAUCCUGACAGAGACGCGAAUGAUACCGGAGAUGAAGCGGUGGAACAGGAGAAGCGCGAGAGAGAAAGCGCAUAAGGGAGGCAAAAGGAGGAUUCUGCACAUUCAUACUUGCUUGCACUUGCUUUGCGUUUCAUGUCUGUACAGCAACAUGUGCUGACAUGUCUGGGAAUCACAGCUCCCACAUGCCGAGGAAGAGUGCAAGAAAUGUCAUGUUCGAGACGCAGUCUACUUCCAGUCGCAACAGCGGACUGCCGAGACCGGAAUGGCUCUGUUCUACGUGUGCUGCGGAUGCCAAAACGUGUGGUCGACCCUUGAAGGAAAGCGUUAGAAGGGCUUGACUUCGAGAUCGACUUCACCAAAACAAGACAUUCAAGAGAGCCUCCCUGACUUGGACCCUCUCGCGGCGGAACGGUCUUUUGAAUCUAUCAUGAACGACUAUUCCCCGUCACCACUUGCACAAGUCCUCCGCCACGGGCCUCUGCCAGGCCAGAAGGGCGCGCAACCCGCAAACCACGACAUGCGCCAACCUGAUGCGACCUCCAGGCCCUAGAUCUCGCGUCGUCUCUUGGUGAGCUGCCAUCGAAGGCAAUUUGGACGCAAUGCUUCAUCUCGCGUGGAGGACUACGGUAUGGGAGGGUGGUUUGUAGCCUCUUGGACGCACAACGAAGUGCUUUCUUCGCCAU
Messenger RNA from Pseudocercospora fijiensis CIRAD86, 1152 nucleotides. RefSeq lists its product as uncharacterized. The coding region runs from base 35 to 544 and encodes 169 amino acids. Gene Ontology annotation, molecular function: DNA-directed RNA polymerase activity. The transcript is spliced from 4 exons. NCBI's taxonomy places the organism in Eukaryota, Fungi, Ascomycota, Dothideomycetes, Mycosphaerellales, Mycosphaerellaceae. Gene Ontology annotation, cellular component: RNA polymerase II, core complex. The record is from RefSeq and is a predicted model, not a curated record. Gene Ontology annotation, biological process: DNA-templated transcription; maintenance of transcriptional fidelity during transcription elongation by RNA polymerase II; transcription initiation at RNA polymerase II promoter.